AUGGCUGCCACCGCUCCUGCCGCUCCUGCAAUGGAGACCUCCCGCAUCUUCGUUAGGGGAUUGCCUCCCAAGAUCACCGAUGCCGAUUUUCGAAAGCACUUUUCAGCUGGCGGUCGCGAGGUCACAGAUGUCAAGGUUAUCCCUCAAAGAAGGAUUGGCUACGUUGGGUACAAGACGCCUGAGGUUGCUGCCAAGGCUGUCAGGUACUUUAAUAAGUCUUACAUUCGCAUGUCGAGAAUCAAUGUCGAACUUGCAAGGCCGAUUGCAGAUGCUGUCCCUCAGAAGAUGAAGGCGACGGGCGAGCAGUCGUCCGUGGCAAAGCUGUCAGAACCAGCUGCUCCUCCGCCACCCGAUGCAGAGAAGGAUGACAACAAGAAGCGCAAGCGGCAGGAGAUCGAUGAAUCUGAUCCCAAGCUGCGCGAGUAUUUGCAGGUCUUCCAGCCCGGCAACAAGUCUUCCGCCAAUGAGAUGUUGGAUGUGAUGGACGAUGUCGCCGCUGCUAAAAAGCAGAAGAAGCUGCUCGAGGAUGGCGAAAGUGACGAUGAAUAUGAAACUAUCCCGGCUCGGCCUGAAAAACGAUUGAUGAGGGAGGCACCGAAGGGAGACCAUCCCGCGGAACCUUUGCCGGAAAAGGACGAGGCAAUGCCGGACGCCGCGCCAAUCCCUGGGCCGACGCCAGACGCGUCUCAGGAGGAGGCUGCUCCCGCUGCUGUAAACAACAACGCGGCAACUUCGGACGAUGAUUGGCUUCGCUCAAGGACAAAUCGUCUCUUAGAUCUCGUGGAUGAUGACGAAGUGCCCCAACCUCCGGCUCAACAAGACAGUGGAGAGACAGUCGGAAGCACACCCGCACUCAAUCACGAGGGACCCGCGGAGGGCUCCGAGAAACCCAAGUCCGAGACAGAGGCCGGAGCUGAAGCUGAAGACGCCCCGGUCCCUUCUGAGGAAAAGCCUGCGAAGGACGAAGAUGAUGCCCUUGCCACCAUCAAGCGAACCUUCAGGCUGUUCGUCAGGAAUCUGGCCUACACCGUCAGAGAGGACGACCUGCGAGACCACUUUGAACAGUUUGGAGAGCUCCAAGAGGUACACCUGCCGGUCACUGCUGCUGGGGCAAGCAAGGGCUUUGCCAUGGUGCAGUUCACGAAUGCCGACUCUGCUGUUGCCGCAUUCCAGUCGUCGGAUGGUCAGACCUUCCAAGGGCGACUUCUACACAUCUUGCCUGCUGCGGAAAAGCGCGACACAGGGCUGGAUGAGUUUGCAAUCUCCAGACUGCCCUUGAAAAAACAGAACCUGAUCCGAAAGAAGGCCGAGGCUGCCUCUAGCUCCUUCAACUGGAAUUCUCUCUACAUGAGCCAGGACGCAGUCAACGCCUCAGUUGCCAGCCGCUUGGGGGUGUCUAAAUCAGAGCUUCUCGAUCCCACAUCGGCAGAUGCUGGUGUGAAGCAGGCCAUCGCCGAGACGUCGAUCAUUCAAGAGACUAAGGCAUACUUCGCAUCCAAUGGUGUCGAUCUCGAUGCCUUCAAGUCACAAAAGCGGGGCGACACGACCAUUCUGGUCAAAAAUUUCCCGUUCGGUACGACGAUGGAGGAGCUGAGGACCAUGUUCGAGGAGCAUGGUACGGUUCUGAGGGUGUUGAUGCCGCCUAGUGGUACCAUUGCCAUUGUGGACUUUGCUCAGGCAGCACAUGCAAAGGCGGCGUUCGCCAAGCUUGCGUACAGACGGAUCAAGGACACUGUGCUGUUCUUGGAGAAGGGCCCCAAGGACCUUCUCAAGACUGACGCCUCAGUAAACAUGACGCAGGGCAAGACAGAUAGGCCCGCUGGUGUUCAGAAGCUCAGCGUGACGGAGCUUCUGGGGCGGGAUGAACAGGGCGAGGCAGACUUCGAGACAACGUCGCUGUUCGUCCGGAACUUGAACUUCUCCACAACAACAGAGAAGUUGGCGGAGACGUUUAAGCCGUUGGACGGUUUUGUCUCCGCAAGAGUGAAGACCAAGAUGGACCCCAAGAAGCCUGGACAGGUGUUGAGUAUGGGUUUCGGCUUUGUAGUGUUCAAGACAAAGGAGCAGGCACAGGCCGCUCUCAAGUCGAUGGAUGGAUUUGUUCUCGAAGGACACACUCUCGCCGUCAAGGCCUCGCACAAGGCCCAAGACGCAGCAGAGGAGCGCCGCCGGGAAGACAAGGCUCGCAAGGCGGCCGGACAGCGGACCAAGGUCGUCAUCAAGAACUUGCCCUUCGAAGCAACAAAGAAGGACAUCCGUACCCUGUUUGGCACUUAUGGCCAGCUCAGGGCGGUGCGCUUGCCCAAGAAGUUCGGCAACUCGACCAGAGGUUUUGCUUUUGCCGAGUUUGUCACGCCGCGGGAGGCGGAAAACGCGCUCAACGCGUUGCGAGACACCCACUUGCUCGGCCGCAGGCUUGUCCUCGACUUCGCGGAAGCCGAAGCGGUCGAUGCGGAGGAGGAGAUUGCCAAGAUGCAACGCAAGAUCGGUGGCCAGGUCAACAAGGUCGCGCUAUCGCAGCUCAUGGGCCAAGGAAGGAAGAAGGUCAACAUUGGAGGCGACGACGCCGACGAGAUGGAUAUGUGA
This is a messenger RNA of Colletotrichum karsti, 2586 nucleotides long. Its product is annotated as pre-rRNA processing protein. NCBI's taxonomy places the organism in Eukaryota, Fungi, Ascomycota, Sordariomycetes, Glomerellales, Glomerellaceae. The transcript is spliced from 3 exons. Gene Ontology annotation, molecular function: RNA binding. The record is from RefSeq and is a predicted model, not a curated record. Bases 1 to 2586 code for a protein of 861 amino acids.